GCGGAGCCGCGAGUCGAGCCGAGCCUCUGCCCCCGCUGCCCGCCGGCGCCGGGUAGGGGUCCCGGCGGCUGGAUGGGCAGCGGCGGCUCGGGCCGCGGGCGGCGAUGGGCGAGGAGCAGAGCACGGUGAGCGGCGGCGGCGGGCCCCGGGAGGCGCGGACUCCCGCUAGUGGCGCCGCGGGCCAUCCCGAGCCCCCGAGGCCGCCGGGGGACAGCGCCGGGGCGCCCGGGCCGCGCACCGCCUCCGCGGAGCUGAGCGGCCGCAGCUGCGGAAGCAACUCGGGCUGCGCGGAUACGAGCGCCCCGGAGCCAGAGAGGAGCCGGGGAACUCCGAGCUGGAGGAAAAGCCACGCGCCGGGUCAACCCUCGGGACUGGCCCUCACCGGGCCCCUCAACCCCCAGGCUUUGCAACAGCAGCUGGCCAAGGAGGAGGAGGAAGCGAGGAGCCGAAACGAGGGAGGGGAUGAACAGCAGGAGGCGCCCCCGGGCGAGGAGUCCGAGCCCCGGACCCGCGUCGGGGUCCCGGACGGACUGGUCCUGGACGUGCUAGGGCAGCGGCGCCCGCCUCCCGCCAAGAGACAAGUCUUCUGCUCUGUUUUCUGCGUGGAGAACGACCUGCCCGAGGUCCCCUCGGCGGAGCGGCUUUCGCUGACCGCGUCGUCGCCACCUCGGGCUCCUCCAGUGAUCAACCCUCCCAGCACCCCCUCCUCCUUCCCUAGCCCCCCGCUGUCUCUCCCAACGGACCCCCUGUCUCCCGACGGCGGCAGCAUCGAGCUGGAGUUCUACCUGGCGCCCGAGCCAUUCUCCGUGCCCAGCUUGCUGGGAGCUCCACCCUACUCUGGCCUGGGUGGGGUCGGGGAUCCCUAUGCGCCCCUUAUGGUGCUGAUGUGCCGGGUGUGCCUGGAAGACAAGCCCAUCAAGCCCUUGCCCUGCUGCAAGAAGGCCGUGUGCGAGGAGUGCCUCAAAGUCUACCUGAGUUCCCAGGUACAACUUGGCCAAGUGGAAAUCAAAUGCCCUAUAACAGAAUGUUUUGAAUUCCUGGAAGAAACAACAGUUAUCUAUAACUUAACACAUGAAGACUCCAUCAAAUACAAGUACUUCUUGGAACUUGGCCGUAUUGAUGCCAGCACCAAGCCAUGUCCUCAGUGCAAGCACUUUACAACCUUCAAGAAAAAAGGACAUAUUCCCACUCCUUCCAGAUCAGAAAGCAAAUACAAAAUCCAGUGCCCCACUUGCCAAUUCGUCUGGUGUUUUAAGUGCCACUCCCCUUGGCACGAAGGUGUUAACUGCAAGGAGUACAAAAAAGGAGACAAAUUGUUGCGUCACUGGGCCAGCGAAAUUGAGCAUGGGCAGAGGAAUGCCCAGAAGUGUCCAAAGUGCAAGAUCCACAUCCAGAGAACUGAAGGGUGUGACCAUAUGACCUGUUCACAGUGUAACACUAAUUUUUGUUAUCGAUGUGGGGAGAGAUACCGCCAACUCCGUUUCUUUGGAGACCACACAUCAAACCUCAGCAUAUUUGGAUGCAAAUAUCGCUACCUCCCAGAGAGACCUCAUCUAAGGAGACUAGUGCGAGGGUCAGUCUGUGCUGGAAAAUUAUUUGUUGCACCUCUAAUCCUGGUUUUGGGAUUAGCACUAGGGGCCAUAGCAGUUGUCAUCGGUUUAUUUGUAUUUCCUAUCUAUUGCCUUUGUAAAAAACAGAGAAAACGAUCACGGACAGGAAUGCACUGGUAAAUGUGGUUGAUUUCCUGCACCUACACUGAUCCAGGUGGGAGCUCCACAGAAUUGGACAGCAGCCCGGGAGUUAGAGCUUGAAAACCGCCGACAGAAACCGCCGUCUCUUGGCCCCAUGCAUCUCCGCAGGCCUCUUUGACUCUAGCCGCGGUGCAUUCCUCACAUGGUAUCCUGUCCUUUCCUUAUACAGAUUGCUGCUUUUACAAAACGGUCACUUUCAUAGACUCUAAACGUCUGUAUCAUAACUCUGAUCUUCUUAAUGGUUCUUGGAAGAAAAUGUUUUAAUUAGAACCAGUUAUCCUCAGACCUGUCCGAGCAGGCGUCUCCUGGGCCCUGCCUCAACUGUCUUAUUCCCAUACCUCCCCGCAGGCCCUCUUCCGAGACUUGUGUGAGUAACUGAAGUUCCAGUUGUACCAACGAGCAAGGCCACUUUUCAGAAGAUGAAGACUCACUGUGUACACCUGUUGUCAUCUGUGGCCCAAGCAGUAGAGUUUUUUCAUCCUGCAGAUGCUAGAAUCAUUAAAAAAAUCUCAAUGCCCAAAAGGAAACUAACGAAACUAAAUUAAUAAGAAGAAUCACAAGUAACUGAAGUGUAUAUGUGUAGGGGUGUGAAUGUGUGUAUAUAUACAUAUCAAUAUGAAAACUCAGUCCAAUACCUUGUACUUGUCAAAUUCCAUGCCUCUACACUAUUUUUCCAUAUUUUCAUAAAUAUAUUUAAUGGUGAUCGUUCCUUUGUGGGCAUAAUUUGGUAAUGUACUGAAUUAAAGUCAAAGUCAACAUAGACCACGAACUGUUUUGAUGUUGACCCUUUCCUAUGCCUUGCUCUCUGUCUCAGACACACACAGAAAUUUGUGCAAUGUCACCUCCUCAAGGAUUAUCAAACUUUAUAAACUGACAAAACUUAUAGGCUGCUUCUAGGAAAUUCUCAAGACCUGAAUGUUCAGUCUCUUCAGAUUUCUUACAUGUUGGCAUACUUGCUUCACUCAGUAGUUAAUUUAAAUGACUUUGCUGCAGAGAGAACUGCUGAGACCUUUAAACAAACCCCUAUUCUGCUAUUAUUUUAACAAUCUAGUGAUUACAUAAAUAUGCUUUAGGUUAAGCAUACAAUACUAUCUCAAACCCCACCCUCUUCUCUCUCCCCUUUCUCUCUCUCCCCCUCUUUUUUAUUUGUCCCCAAGUUUAUCAUAAAAACAAAUACUAUGUUUGAAGGAUUUUUUCUUAUGUUUACUGCUCAAAUGCAUAAUAAUGUGUUGGUAUUUUCUUAUGGAGGGUGAUUUGAAACAAAACUUUUUGUGUUCAUGGCUUUAUCUAAAAUAUAAACUGCUUUUGGAGAAGGAAAGAAAAAAAUGAAGGAAAUACUUUCAGGAUGUUUUACCAAGCUGAGAAGUUUUUUAAAAAAUAAGGAAAGGACAAGUAAUCUAUGAUUUUUUUUUUUUUUUUUUUUUUAGUUUGUCUUUAUCAUGAAUGUUUAUCAGCAGAAGGGAAGUAAAGACUUCUAAGAAGCCUAAAGUUUCCACUUGUUUCCAAAUCUAUAACAGUAGCUAUUGGCAUAGAUGCAGCAUUUAUUUGUUAAUAACUUUUUCUGAAUUUAAAUAGAUUAUGUGAUAAAACAUGCAUUAACAUGGAUAGUUUGUCUUUCUGGGUUCCAGAUUAUAAGAACAUUUAUCAUUUUUAUUUGACCUAAAAAGUCCAUGAUAGUGAAGUUUGCUUACCUGGAUAACAAGCCAGCACUUCAUUCUUUCUGACUAAAACUCAGAAGAGCUAUACUGCUGGACUAAUCUAUUUCUAGUUUGAGGAGGGUGUGCCAUUUAUGGUCGUGGAAUAGCAUGUUUCUAAAGCAUAACAUGAUACAAGAAGAAGUAAUGCUCUAGUUUCAAAAAUUCAUCUUUCCAUUCAUCCAGCCAUCUAUCCACCCAACAAAUAUUUAUUGAGUGCCUACUGUACGUGUUCUAGUAUUGAAAUGAGAGAAUUUCUAGCCCUAAAUCUGUGUAAUUCUGUCAUAAAAGUGCUUGAUUUUUAUAAAUUGGUCUUAGCUCUUAGUUUGAUGAUGUGUGAGAUGAUGAAUUCUAAACCUAGUGGAUGUGUUUGUGUGGAAUAUGUGUAAGUAUAUAUAUUUAGAUAUACACAUAGCUGCAUAUGAAUACAUAUAUACCAACUAGCUAAAUAAUAUACUCUCUGGUCCUGGAUAAUCUAUUUUCUUAGGUUAUUGUCUCUGUUGUCUUUGGCCUACUCAGGGAUUUUUAUUCCUUUCUUUGAAUAACAUCACUUGGAGAUAUUUUUAUAUUAUUUGGAAAUGUUCCAAUUUUCCAGUUACACAGUGGCAUCUGUUGUCAGUGAAGGUUCUUUUAUCAGCGCCAGCGACAGUGUGCAGUUUUGCACAGGAUUUUCAUUUUUCUAUUGCAUAGAUUUAAAAAAAAUUAAUGUAUGCAUUUUUUGCUUUCAAAGUUGGUAUAUAUCAGGCCUUUCCCUGCUAGUGACUUAAAGAAGUUAUUUGCGCAUUUUUUUUUUACUAAGUAUCAUUACAAUCUUAAAAAGGGAGAAGAAAAAUAGAAGAGAUUAUCUAUAUGUUAGUGCCAACAUUGAAGGUAAAACAAUUGUACCUUUUGAGAGAAAUUCUAAAAACGGCUUUGGAAAAAAAAGCAGGCACAUAAAGUAAGUAUCUUUUUAUCCAAGGCUUGUCCUUUUUAUAUGUUUUCAUUGUAAAUUUAAUAUAUGCUUGUUAAAGGAAAUCAAACCAUAUGGAAUUAUAAAGUACUAAUUCCUCUGCUUUUCCCCACCCCUUAUUUUCUAGGGGUAACCACUGUUAAUGGUUUGGUAUACAUCCUAGAUACUUUCUACAAAUAUACUAAUAAGUAAAUAUGUGUGUGUAUGUACGCAUAUCUGUGUAUUUAUUAGUUUUGUUAGUCUUGUACAAAUAGAACAAUAAUAUUCUUACUGUCCUGUGACUAUUUUUCAUUUUACUAUGUAUUGGUAGACACCUUUCCAUAAAAGUUUAAAUAGAUUUACCUCAUUCUUUUGUAAAUCACUACAUACUCCAUCGUGGGGCUGUACUUUUUAUUUAAUUAGUCCCCUAUUGAAGACAUCAAGAUUGUUUUCACUUCUCUAUUACAAAGCAUUAGUGAAGAUCCUUUACAUAUAUUUUUGUCACUACGUGAACAUUUUCAAAAGUUUUUAAAUUUGGUUUUUAUAUUUGUAAUAAAAUUUUAAUGCAUUUUCAAUGAACACGAUCAUAGAGAUAAUAUAUUUGAGACCCUUUUCUAGGAGAAAAAAAAUGUGUAAAAGUGCAUAAUUUUUAAAGAAAAGCAAGCAUCUUUUGCAGGAUAAUUUCGCCCUGUGCUUUAUUAGCCAAAUAAGUAUCUUGCCGACACCUAUUAAAAAAUUCAUCUUAUUCCAGUGAAAAUAAAAUGAGGUGAGAUGUCUGCAAGAUAAUGUGAGAAAGAUGCAUUGAUGUUUGGGUUGCCUAGUUUUAAAACUUGAGGGAUUUAAACGAAGUAGCCAAAGUGAUCAUGUUGGUCACAUUUUUAAAAACACUGUCCAUGUUCAUGCAUGUUGCUCCACAAGGAACUUAAUUAUGCCAUUGUGAAAAGUAGGAAGCAAUAUGUUGGUAGUUAUGAAUGACUGCAUUAUCCAUAGAAAAAUUAAUUUGACUGUAUAUAAGGUUUGGUAGUUUGGUGGAUGAUCAUAAAUCUGGAAUAACAUGAAACAUUUACAGUGAAUCCAGCAGUUCACUAAGAACUUCUGUAUGUGGAGUUAAGAAGAGGGGACAAACCUUUUGACACAAACAACAUUCUGUGCCACCACCUUGCUUUUCUGAUAGGUGCUAUUGGAUCCUAACAGUAGAACAGACUGGAAAACAAUCACAGAUAAUUAAACACCAGUCAGGUUAAAAACAAUCAAAGCUAAUUAAACCUGAUAGCUUUAAUUGUACUUUCCUUGCUAUGAUAUCAGGAUUCAGUGGUGCCUGUCAGGAAAUUCCCUGUGCGUGUCACCUAUCACUUCUUGAGUCCCAAGGCCCCAGAUGAGCCCUUAUCUUUCUGUCCUACCACCCAACUAGGUGGCCCAUGGCUCCCCUUGAAGACCUUCCAACUAUUCUUUGAGUCCCUGGUGACCCUCCCCAACCUCAUUUUUUUUUUUCCUCCACUCCUCUGAAACUCUGGUCAGGUCCUCUACACUGGAAAAAAGGAGGAGAGACAGGAGGAGGUUAAAAAAAACUCACUCGCAUGUGCAAAGCACUAGCUUUCCUUCUGGAUCUUUGUCGAAAGUACAUCUGCCAACACAUGGAUCUAGUUUCUCCCCUGUUAAACAAUGCAGUUGUUUUUAACAUUAGGCUUUUAUGCUGUCAAAUUCAUACCUAUAAAAAUGGCCUAUAUAUUAUUAAUUGGCAUACUUCAUUAAGUACCAAAAUUUAAAGAUUCAUGCCAAAUGCCAUUUUAUAUUUGAAUUUUGUAAGCAAGCUAUGCAUAUGCCUUCCUGUGAGUCUUCCCAUUGGAUUGUAUGCUUAGCCUCUCAUAUUUAUCUAUCCCAACUAUUGAAAUCUAUCCCAACUAUUGAAAGUAAUCUUUCCUGUGGUCAGCUUUAUUGUUUUGUGUUAAUACCUAUUAUAAAUAUAGCCUUAAGAUCCAAUAAUGCACUUUAGAAUACUUGUGCCAUUUGGGUACUUUGACAGCAUUGAAGAAACUAAUUACAAUAUUUUAAUGGAGACAGUAGAAUAACAGUAUUAGAAAGUAUAGGUCCACCUCUUUAAAUUUGGUCGCAGAGUAGGGGGGUGGAAUCAGAAGCUAAAAAUUUAAAAUAUACCUGAAAAAAACUCAAGUUUCUGAAAUUUUAGUAAUCCUAGAAAUUGGUUAUUAGGAGCUAAACAUAGCAAGUAAUCAAUACUUGUUACCUAAUAACUUAGUUGGAAUAUUUGUUUAAAAUAUUAAUUUCUACUGCACAGUUUUAGCUGCAUUUUUAUUUUCCAUGAAAUCUGUAAAAUAAAUUACACUGACUAGUAAAUCAAAACUACUCAACAACCAAGUUGAGCAUAUUUUGUUUUUCAAAUCAUUGUAUUUUAAUGAUGCCAUUUUCCCUCCUCUGGAAAAUAAGUUGCAUAUCCCAUUUUAAUCUGAAUAUCUAUAAUUAUCACUUUAAGAAAACUGAAGUAAUUUCAUAGAUGCAUUCAAAUAUGGUCUGAACAAAAUCAGAGUUCCAAAUUUGGGGAGUAUUCAAGAUUAUGAAAUGCUACCUUUUCAAUGCAAACCAGGAAUGCAAACUUUUAAAAGAGAUGGGGCCUCCUUUGUAAGUGAUCUAGAGGGUAGAACCAAUACGCAUCUCAUGGCCAACUGUGGUAGGGGCUUUUACGGUACAUCAUUAUUCUGAGACUGGAACUUUGGUCACCUUUGUCAAAAUCCAAGAAGCAGAGUCACAGUGGUGUGAGGCUUAACUGUCUCUUUGGAGCAUUAUCUGAAGGCUUCAUAUAUAACACAACUUACAUACAUACCCUCAUACACAGUGCCAAAUUUAGCAGCAUGUAAUUAUGUGUAUCAUAAACUAUAUUAUUUUUUAGCUAAAGAAGUGACUAUUUUGGAGUUCCCAUUGUGGCUCAGCAGUAACAAACCCAAAUAGUAUCCAUGAGGACGUGGGUUAAAGAAUCUGGAGUUGCCAUGAGCUGUGGUGUAGGUCAUGGACGUGGCUCGGAUCUUCCAUUGCUGUGACUGUGGGGUAGGCCAGCAGCUGUAGCUCUGAUACAACCCCUAGCCUAGGAACUUUCACAUGCUGUGGAUGUGGCCCUAAAAAGACCAAAAAAAAAAAAAAAAAAAAAAAGUGACUAUUUUGAAAAUAAUACGUUUUUUAAAGGCAAUAAAUUAAAAAAAAAAAAAAUAGGUUGCCACUGCCUUUUUUCCCAUUGGCCUCUUCCUUUUAGCUUAUAAGAGAAAUUUAUUACAUGUAUGUAACUCUGCAUCACUUAGAUUACACAGAUUUAUAAGCAUAGAAAACAUUUUUUUGUUUUGUUUUUCAGGUCUGUUCUACAUUUUUGUCACUGUUCCAUCGUCUUAAAUGACUUUUUACCUCCUUGUGAAGUGAUACUCACAUACUUCAACAUCAAGUUUCUGUUUUCUUCAUAAAUUUCCUCAUUAUCUUGCUUUUUCCCUCUGUAGUCCCCUUCCCAUCCUGACCACAUGUAGGAUAAACUCUGUCUCACCGAUAACUCUUUUGACUCUAAUGAAAUGAAAUUCAAACUGAAAGGACCACCAGGACCCUGGUCCUGGUAGUAAACAUAAUUUACUUUGGCUUUUUUUAUUUGUAAGUCUAAACAUCUCAGGAAUAUUUGGAACACUGUCCCUCUUCUUGAUAGGAGUUGGAGAACCCUUGCUCUCUGACAAGAAGUAAGAUGAAUGAGAAGAUGCCAGUUGGAUCAGAGAGCCUAGAAAUACUCUAAAACCAAGUUUCAGAAAUUGCUUCAUGACUAUUGUAAGGUCAAUAUUGUGUUUGCAUAUUAGUUGGACAGAAAGUAUGUGUGGACAUUCAUCCAAUCUGGCCCCAGGUCAUUCUUGAUGCAUCUAAAAUGUCCAAAUGUGUGUUUGGGGGUCUUUGAACAAAAAUCCCACAGGUUGGACUUGGGGCUGGAUUUAUAAUAGUGUAGCAUUUGUAUGUAAGACUUGACCAUGGAUUCUAACUCUGUGAACAGUUAGACUUAUUGACCAUCUAAAGUAGAUGGCCUUGAAAUGUGACUGAUAUUAGCCCUAUUCUAGAUAAACCUUUUGUCAUUUGCCAGUGUUCAACUUUUUCAUUGAUAUGAUAUAGAUAUUAGCCACACUUGAGAUAUAUUUAGUAUAGAUUUAUUAAAUGAUAUGGAAAUAGUCAAGGGAGUACCAAAAUUGGGUGUUAAAAAGCCCCAGAAAUUGAGGAGAUGAUGUCCCUUCGGAUUCUUCCAUGUAGCUGACAAAAUGCUGUUUUUCUCGGUUCCCCGUAAAGUUGGGUGUUCACCUUAUGCCCCAGCUAGAGAAAUAGUCUCAAUGAUCCAGUCAAGUUCUUAAAAAUAAUAUUUUAUCAUUAACAUAUUACUUUCUCUAUAUCCAAAUAUACUUUUAUUGUUUCUUUAGAGUUAAUAGUAUCUAAAUAUUUGGUAUAAAUAUCUGAAUUUUUUCAGUUUAUACAAAAUUAGCAUGCUUUAUGUUCCUUUAUAAAGAAAAUUCUAGAUAAAGUAUAAUUUUUUAUCAGCUGUUUUGAAAUCCUUUUUCUAAGACCUAUUUUUUUAGGUUCCAUAUAGCAAUAGCUUAAUUUUGUUUGAUCAUUUUCAUCUAAUUAAAGUUCUGUAGAUCAUCUUGCAAAAAGUAAACAAACCAAUUUUAUAUUUCAUGUGAAACCUAGAACACUAAUUGGUAUAUAUGUAUAAAACUACCCUGACAAGGACAAUCCAUUACCAAUUUUUAAUAUGAAAAUUAAUUGACAAUCUUAUUGCUUAUGAAAGAAAUUAUUAACUUAGUAAGUAGUAAAUUCUAAGAGAUCACAGAAAUAAUCUUGCAUAGAAGGAAUGCAAAAACAGUGGCUUAAAGAUUUAUGUUAACGUAUUAUUUAUUAAGAAGCCACAACUGUUAGUUGUUUUGUUUCUGUUUUAAAGAAAAUUGAUUAUAAGAUAUAUUCAUGAAACAAAUAUAUUUAUAUGUAUAUAUAUAUUGCAAAAUUGUGGGCCUAUUAAAUUAUUCAUAUUUUCUUUCUCACAAAGAAUUUAAAUUGCUAAAAAGAAAACAUUUGGGUGUUUAAUCUGCCAUUACUGUAUAUCUAGAAAUUAUAGUUCUAAAGAAUAAUUGUCUGUUUGAAUUACCAGAAUACAAUCCAUUUUAAUUAUUUUUUCUCAAACAAUAGCAAAUGAGAAUUUCUUAAUUUUAAGAUGAAUGACUUUCACUAGUAGUUUGUUCCAGAUUUUGUCCAUAGUUUCAUUACAUGUUUUACAUUUUUCUGUAAAGUUUGUAGCCAUUUUACAAAUAACGUCAUAAUAUUUUUCAUAUUUAUAUACAAGCCUGGUUGAAAAGAGAUUUUCCUUACUUUUUCAAUGAUAAGGAAAAUACUUAUGUAAUUUUAUUUUUUAACUUUUUCUACAUUUCAUUAGUCAUAUUAUUAACUUUGGUAUUCAUAAAACUAUGUGGAGGAAACCAUUUUAAAUAUAUUUUUGGAAAGAGGCAUGUAGAAAUAAAAUAGAAAAUAUUAAUAUUCUUUUGUAGAAAUGCCUAAAAGAAAAGUGGAAGGGAAAAAAUAAUUCUGUUGAGACAAAAAUGUUGAAAAAUCAGGAGUGUUUAAGACCUUAAUUUCUUCCAUUUUUAGAGUACUCUUCUUAUUUCCAAAUGAUUAUUUCAUGCUGUUGGUUCUGUGAAUUGUGCUUUUUACAUAAUAUAUAAUUCCCCCCCAACAUUUUAGUGUCUAUACAUUCAUGUCUGAAAAAUAAAGAAGAAACUAGUGAAUAAAAGUCAGAGAAACUGGGUGUAUUACCAUUUUCCAAUAGCACUAAUGUAUAGACCCUUGAACCUUCCGUAUGGUGCUUUGUGUGAUGAGAGUAUAAAACAUUUAUAUAUAUAUAUAUAUAUAUGUUAUUAGUGCCUUAUUUUUUUCACUUGACUUUAUUUCUUAUCUAAAGAGCCAUAUAUUCUUUGUGAGUGUUCCUUUGUCCUCUUUUUAAAGUGCUGAUGAGACCAUGUAUCUUUAGGUAUAUAUACGUAGGCAUCUAUUACCUUCAUUCACUAUAGUCUCUCUAGAACAGCAGGUUAGCCAACAUAGUUUUCUUACAAUUCAUUGUUCAUUUUUAAGCUAAAGUAUCAAAAAAGAUCUUAAGCACCAUAAAUUGAAGCCAUUAUAAUUGAAUUGUAUUUUUAAACUACCAUAAAGAAUGCCCAUUUUUAAAGUUUAAAGCGAAUUGGAAUGGCCAUCAGUCUUCAUCUAUAGCUCCAAUUAGGACAAAAUUUACUUUUUACAAAAAGCAUUAAAUAUAAAAAUAAUUAUAUGGUACUUUGGGAUUUUGACCAGUUCCCUGCCAUUUGUCUUUGGUAAUAUUUUAUCUGUAUUCUACUUCCACACAGAUGUUAGAGAACAAAGGUGUUUGCCAUUGACCUGGAGUGUUUCAUUCACAGUGGGCUUUAUCAAUAUUGAGACAUUUUGUACAAUAUAUUAUCUUGCUCUUCUUGGUCUUUGCCUUUUGUGUUAGUUUUAUACAAAAAGAUGGUUUUGUUGUAUUCUUCAUGUACCAUAGUAUGUAAUUCAGCAUUUCCUGAUGAAUGUAUAAUGGAUAAUUAAAAUAAAUCAUUUGCUUAGAAAAGACAAAGACACAGGUUGUAUAUGCAAAUAUGUGUAAAUAUUUGACAAAGAAAAAGAAAGGAAAAGAAUCUUCCUGCCAACAGAUAUGUCCUGCUGGACAGGACGUGGAAAUUAACAGAUUUUUUUUUAAGCCGUGAAAUUUAAAAAUCUAUUACCUCAAGAAUUUUCAGUGGAUAUGUAUCAGUGUACUGCACCUUAUCAGUAAACACAGUCCCAGUUGCUGCUGGCAGUAAAAGCAACCCAAGUGUCAGAUCACACAAAUUAUAGGGGCAUGUCUUUCAAAAGAUGGAUAACGUGUGCUAUUUUGGAGUCCAAUUUCUAUAACAUCCCUCUGGCUUUUGGUUGUGGUUGGGCUUCUAUUUUUUAAUUGUUUUUGGUUGAUUGUUUUAGGACAGAAGGGUAAUCUUAAUUAUGAGAUGAGAUCUCAUGGAGGAUUGUAACAAUAUUCACUCUACUUGGAUGCAACCUAUAGUGGAAACAACUACUUUGACUGUCACUGUAUGAAUUGUAUGGAUUCCUGUGGAGGGCUGUUUACUCGCAUGAUGUGUGCAAGACCUCAUGCAGCAUCAUCUAGCAAUGCCUAAUAAAAGUUUUCAAAAUAGAA
Sus scrofa (pig) is the source of this 11619-nucleotide messenger RNA. It is a transcript of the gene RNF217, whose product is annotated as ring finger protein 217. Gene Ontology annotation, biological process: protein ubiquitination. The record is from RefSeq and is a predicted model, not a curated record. Gene Ontology annotation, molecular function: zinc ion binding; ubiquitin-protein transferase activity. Lineage: Eukaryota; Metazoa; Chordata; Mammalia; Artiodactyla; Suidae.